GUUAGAAGAUCUCCAGGACCACAUUGAGACCUGUGUGGACGCCCCUCGCUACGGAAUUCAUGCCCCCCACGGGCUAGGAGCUUUGGACGAUCUCACACCACUGCGGUCUUGUGUGAAUGGGUUACCACAGGUGAUCCUCUUUGUUGAUGAGGCAGAGGGACAUCAUUCCCCGAAUCGAUACAUGCUCCACCAACCUACCAACACUCAUAGAUGCGGGGACCGUGGGGUGGGUCGGCAAGGUUGGGGAGGGCUACUGUUUCACAAGCUAUACCUACUUCGACAAAUCCGGUGGAACGCCCCAUGCAAUUAUCCAACUUGAAGUUCAAUAUUGUGCGAACGACACAGGCCUCACUCAUGGCGAAGUCUGUGGGCUCAUUAGUAAUAUGUGUCAGUGGUAUAGUCUCAGAGAAUUUCAACACCACGCAAUGUGUCCUAUGUUGGUAGUAUCCUUUAUAUGUCCUAAAGAUGCGAGAAUUAUCCAAGCUCAUCACGAUGGGGAAAAGUUGGUGUUGCAGUACUCCCCUCUUAUGAGCUUUGAAAAUAAAGAAACAGCACCGACGUCACUGUUUGUGCGUUACCUAGCUAGCAUGCCGAUUGGGCUUACCUCAAAUACUCUCUGUAUCAGGUAAGGUAGAAUGGAAGAGAGGCCUUUGGAGCUUAUUCCUGCUUCACUGAUCUAUCGAAUUGCUCCUGCCCAUUUUGCUUGCCAGUCUGAUGUUUCUUUCUUCUUGCUUUGCCCUAGGAUUCCCGGAAUGGAAGGUAGACAUCUAUUCGGCGACAUGUAUGUAGCUACGCACCUUCCUUCAGUUAGCAGUUUCCUG
This is a messenger RNA of Aspergillus novofumigatus IBT 16806, 821 nucleotides long. RefSeq lists its product as uncharacterized. The transcript has 2 exons. NCBI's taxonomy places the organism in Eukaryota, Fungi, Ascomycota, Eurotiomycetes, Eurotiales, Aspergillaceae. The record is from RefSeq and is a predicted model, not a curated record. Bases 147 to 629 code for a protein of 160 amino acids.